AUGGUAGAAGAACUUAUAAGUGAUGAAGAAAUGUGUUUAGAUGAUUUUUUUAAUGUAUUCAAUAAUUUCAUGAAAACUCUUCAAGAUAAUUUAAUUCUUGAUUCUCUUCUUCUGCCUAAUGCUACCCUAUUUAUACGUGAAGAUGUUCAGCAUGGUAAAAUUUCUUCAGGCACAGAAUAUGUUGUUCCAUUAGAUACUGAUUUUGAAAAUUGGAUCUAUGAUUUUGGUUACAAUACUCAUACAAGUUAUGUGCAGGAAAGGACUGAAUAUAAUACUGGAAAUAUUGAAUUUCGAUACACUUACAAGUGUUAUCGCUCAGGAAAAUAUAAAAGCCAAGCAGAUCAAAAUCCUAUAAAAAAAGCAAGAAUUAUUCAAAAAGAUUCAAAAAAAAUUGGCAGUGAAUCUACAAUUAUAGUUACUAAAACUAAAGGAGAUUAUCCUCAAAUGAUUAUUAAAUAUACAUUAUAUUCAAAUCAUACUCCAGAUGUUAAAGCAAUUGGUCAAUUUUUUAGGAAACAAGCACAUGACUUAGAUAAAAUUUGGAAUCAAUGUAACAAUUUAAAACACAAUCUUUUAGAAAAUGGUGAUUUAACUUGUGCUAUAGCUCAAUCUGAAAGUAAUAAUAAUGAGAAUAAAGGACAACUUUUAGGUUUUAUAAUUCCUAUUACGAAAGAAAUAAUUUAUAACAUUAAUACAGUUUUACUUAAUACUACACAUAGUACUAAUAAAAAAAUUGAUCUACUUUAUACUCUUCUCUUACCUGAUUUUAAAACUGGAAAAGGGUUACCUCUUGCACAUCUUAUUUCUUCUUGUAAAA
Molecule: messenger RNA, 817 nt
Organism: Racocetra persica
Lineage: Eukaryota; Fungi; Glomeromycota; Glomeromycetes; Diversisporales; Gigasporaceae
Source: the annotation of a GenBank genome assembly